Fulmarus glacialis (Northern fulmar) is the source of this 1702-nucleotide messenger RNA. It is a transcript of the gene WBP1L, whose product is annotated as WW domain binding protein 1-like. NCBI's taxonomy places the organism in Eukaryota, Metazoa, Chordata, Aves, Procellariiformes, Procellariidae. The record is from RefSeq and is a predicted model, not a curated record. The transcript has 4 exons. Bases 1 to 1032 code for a protein of 343 amino acids.
AUGCCUUUCCUCCUGGGUCUCAGACAGGACAAGGAAACCUGCAUGGGUGUCAACAAUCAAAGUUACAUAUGUGAAACGGGCCACUGUUGUGGACAAUCCCAGUGUUGCAACUACUACUAUGAACUCUGGUGGUUUUGGCUGGUGUGGACCAUCAUCAUCAUCCUCAGCUGCUGUUGUGUUUGCCAUCACCGACGCACCAAACAUCGUCUCCAGGCGCAGCAGCGGCAACAUGAGAUCAACCUGAUCGCUUACCGGGAAGCCCAUAACUAUUCAGCCCUGCCGUUUUAUUUCCGGUUUUUGCCAAAUUAUUUACUACCUCCCUAUGAGGAAGUUGUGAACCGACCGCCGACCCCGCCCCCACCAUAUAGUGCCUUACAUCAGCAGUGCGUCCCAGCAGGCAGCAGUAGCACAAUCCCAGACACGCCAAGAAACCUGCAGCCAGCACAGAGCAGCUCAGCAGCACCCAGCGGCAAUAACAGCAGUACUCACACCACCGGGUCCCCCGGCCUUGGGGACCCCGAGCCCUCCACCACCACACUGGUCGAGCGAGCAGUUGCCAAAAUGCAAAGCGUCGAGCCUGGCGGUACCAGCACGGGAGCUGAGCUAGUGGAGAGGGCCGGUCCCGAUAAGGAUACGGAGUGCAAGGAGGAACUGCUAAAAGGUUACAGCUCUGAGAGCUUAGAGCAGAGCAGCGCCAUUCCCGACGCGAAGGACAAGACGCCGGGCAGGCAGCGCCGUUUCACCGGCGACUCGGGCAUCGAAGUCUGUGUAUGCAACCGGGGCCAUCAUGACGACGACCUCAAGGAGUUCGACGGGCUCAUCGAUGAUGCUCUGGACGGGCCCCUGGACUUCUGCGACAGCUGCAGUGGCCGCCCCCACGGGGACGAGGAGGAAGGGCUUUUUAAUGCUGUGGAAGAGCAGCACCGUGAACACAGCCACCACCACCUGCCCCGGCAGCCGGUGUGUGUACUCUUGAACACAAUAAAUGAGCAGGACUCUCCAAAUUCUCGUACCAAUAACUCCCCCAGCUAAGGUGGCAGAGUGGAAGGGAGAAUCGGGGGAAAAAAACAAAGAAAUAAAAGUGGAAUAAGAGGAUUGAAACUUUAACAGGAGGAAAAGGUGAUACAACCUUCUUUUUUUAGUUUAUUUUUCUCUCUCCCCCUCCAAUAUAAUUCAGGGACUAGUCCCUGAAGGCCCGGCUUGUGGGGGACGGGUCGUUCUGGGUUUUGUUAAUCGUGUCUGUCCUGCUCCGCGGGGCAGGGACUGAUGUUUCUCAAUGAGACCUUCUAACAAAUGGAACUUUCCCAAUGGUGAUUUUGGUGAUGGUUAUUAUGAGUUUGUUGGUUUUAGUUUUCCAAAACACUGCUUUAUCUUGCAAUCAGUAAAGCUCAGCAAAUCUCACCCUGGGAGGAUACGAAAUCACCAUAAGGCUUCAACCUCCAGGUGUCUUCCCAGAAGCAAGCAGCUUCUGACAGUGCCGGCAGUCAGUAGCCCAAGAGUUCUGGUUUGAUAUAGUGCUCUUGAGGCAUUGGGGAUUUCUUUUCAUUUUAGCUUUUUUUUUUUUUUCUUUUUUGUGUUAAGUUUUCCUGAAGCUGAUGAAUGCCUGAACACAUCAGCCCUAUAAUCUCUGGUGCUUCAGUGUUUAAGACAGCAGGUAGGAAAUUUCCCACUUGAAGCUGGUGACUGAAGGACCAGUUUCUUC